Saccostrea echinata is the source of this 741-nucleotide messenger RNA. RefSeq lists its product as uncharacterized. The transcript has 7 exons. Lineage: Eukaryota; Metazoa; Mollusca; Bivalvia; Ostreida; Ostreidae. Bases 1 to 741 code for a protein of 246 amino acids. The record is from RefSeq and is a predicted model, not a curated record.
AUGAUGCGUCAAAAACACAAGCGGCCGGUGGAUAAAUCACGAAGCACCUCGAAGGCUUCCAAGAAUACAAGACUACCCAAAACAGAGAGCAGUUUGAAAAAUGCAGAAAAAAGUCUCAAGUUUAAAACUCGUGACAAGGAAUCAGAAAUGGUUGUACACAGCAUCUUUGAUCAGGUUUCCAGAUAUUGUCCUACUACUAAGUACAGCGAUGGACAAAUACAGACAAAUUCGAUGGCUUCUGUCCUAAAAUCGGCUUCCGACGAGAGAAUUGUAGUUACUCGGAAUUUCUACGCAGACCAGAGAAGAGCAACACAGGAGAUAUUAUACAAAGCAGCACGGGAAAAUGUGAGGGACUUGAUCAUGCGUGCAACCACACGUCGUCAUGAUCUUCCUAGCCCCGACAAGGGACAAGUAGCUACAACUGCCCCACUCCGAUUUGUAAAUUAUGACGUACGACAGAGGGCAUACCAAGAAUGGAUGAACACUGAGAAAUUGAAAAUGCAAAAGAUUAUGUAUAUGGCAGCCUCCGAAAUUGUACAGUACUUCCUCACCUUUCCAGCCACUCGUGCAAUGUUUGUCGAAGGAAGAAUCAUGGUGACACGAAAGUCUUAUGAAGACCAGAGGAAAAUAACUCAAAAGUUAUUAUACAAAGCUGCACAGGAAAAUGUGAAUGACCUGAUCAUCCAAGCUACACCUAACUGCGAUAUUCCUGGGAACAUACGCAUAGUAAAUCAGGACUGA